GCCACCCUAGCUAAAUUAAAUAUUAUUCUACGAGUGUGUAUAAAUAUAUAGCUGUACAUGGUCCUCCUCCGUUUUAAAAGCAAAAAUAAAACCAUUUCAUUAAUUUGACGAGAAAUUAAAAUGGCGAAAAUUGCUGUUGGAAGUAGCCGUGAGGCUAUUCAGCCUGAUUGCAUCCAAGCCCUCAUUGUUGAAUUUAUUUGCACUUUUCUCUUUGUUUUUGCUGGUGUUGGAUCUGCCAUGGCUGCAAAUAAGCUAAAUGGAGAUCCACUAGUGAGUUUAUUUUUUGUGGCAAUGGCACAUGCAUUGGUGGUGGCUGUGACAAUCUCUGCUGGUUUUCGUAUUUCUGGUGGGCACCUUAACCCUGCUGUCACACUUGGCCUUUGUAUGGGUGGUCAUAUCACUGUCUUUAGAUCAAUCCUUUACUGGAUUGACCAAUUACUUGCUUCUGUUGCUGCUUGUGCUUUGCUCAAUUACCUCACCGAUGGAAUGAUAACACCAGUUCACACCUUAGCAAAUGGAAUGAGCUAUGGGCAGGGGUUAAUUAUGGAGGUGAUUUUGACCUUUUCUUUGUUGUUCACUGUGUAUACAACACUUGUGGACCCCAAGAAAGGAAUUCUUGAAGGAAUGGGCCCACUUCUAACUGGGCUUGUUGUUGGGGCCAAUAUUAUGGCUGGUGGGCCUUUUUCAGGAGCUUCAAUGAACCCAGCAAGGUCAUUUGGGCCAGCUUUUGUAAGUGGAAUCUGGACUGACCAUUGGGUCUACUGGAUUGGGCCUUUCAUUGGUGGUGGGCUUGCUGGUUUUAUUUGUGAAAACUUUUUCAUUGUUAGGUCUCAUGUUCCUCUUCCAAAUGAAGAGACUUUCUAGGGUUUUGUAACAAAAGGCUCUUUAUCUAUUCUUGUAGUUUUGGAAGUCUACCUUAUCUAUGCAUGUAUUUUUUAUGUUAUCCUUUUUGUAACUUUAUAUUUUAAUAAUACUUUCGCUAGACUUGCUACGAUUAUUUCAUUACGAAACUAAAGUACUAAACUACCCCGUUUGGUCAUGUGAUAUUGGUAUCAUGAUAUGAAAUCAGAAGAUGAAAUUGAA
Messenger RNA from Solanum lycopersicum (tomato), 1083 nucleotides. Its product is annotated as aquaporin TIP4-1. The record is from RefSeq and is marked validated. Gene Ontology annotation, cellular component: membrane. Gene Ontology annotation, molecular function: water channel activity. NCBI's taxonomy places the organism in Eukaryota, Viridiplantae, Streptophyta, Magnoliopsida, Solanales, Solanaceae. Gene Ontology annotation, biological process: water transport; transmembrane transport.